Molecule: messenger RNA, 790 nt
Organism: Cuscuta europaea
Lineage: Eukaryota; Viridiplantae; Streptophyta; Magnoliopsida; Solanales; Convolvulaceae
Source: the annotation of a GenBank genome assembly
CAAACGAUAUUGGUCUUUCCGGAACCCAAUUGUUGGGUUGAUUGAGCUCAAAAGGGAUGGGUCGAAUGAGCAUCAGGCUUUUUGUAUUAAAAAUAAAAAGAUUUACUGCUUAUUUCUCUGCGCAAGUUACCAGGAAAGCCAGCAAUAAAGAAGAGAUGAAUCGGAGCAUAGAAUUCAUCAAAGCUUCUAAUCUUCUUGGUCCAAAGCGUCUCCCAACCGUUGCCAUAGUCGAUGUGAGAGAUGAUGAACGGAGUUCCGAUGGUCACAUAGCUGGUUCGCUGCACUUUUGUAGCGAAACAUUUAAUGUCAACAUGCCCCGCCUUGUUCAUGCUACCAAUGGAAAAGAUACCCUUGUGUUCCACUGUGCGUUUAGCCAGAUACGGGGACCAAGAUGUGCACGAACGUUUGCAGAUUAUCUUUCUCAAACGGUAGAUAAAGAUAAUGCAGGGAUAAAGAGGAUUAUGGUUUUGGAGAACGGCUAUAAUGGUUGGAAAGGAGCUGGUCAUCCUGUUUGCUACUGUACUGAGGCCUUCUGCAAGAGUUACACUGAACCUGGAAAUCAAAGCAUAGCUAAACCUUAACGAAUAUUUUGGCACUUUAAGGAACUUCCAUUUCCAGAUCUCUGUCAACAUGAGAAUGAAAUGUCAGUGAUUACAGUCUGAUGCAUGAACUUUGAACUGUCCUCAUUUGUGUAACCAAUCAUAUAUAUGCAUUCAACUUGAUCUGUUGACGUUUUCCGAGAUAUAGCCAGUGUUUAAAUGUCAAUUUUGUAACUCAGUUUUGAUUUUUC